GCCAAACCGGCAAAUGUUACUACUAUUCUUUCCAUUCUUAUUUCUUUCCCUUUGGAAAUUGGAAUCUAAUAAAAAAAUCCUAUUCUUGCUUCGCUCAACUUCUUAGACUCAAACUAAAAAUUCCCAUUGAUCGAUUACCGGUAGUAGUUCUGAACUUCUGAUUCUGCGCUUGCCAGGUUUUUUUUAGCCCAUUCAUAGUAAAAGUUUCCACAACUGUUCAAGUCAACAGAGGUAAAAACAGUGAACCCGGAACCGGAGGGAUUGAUGUUGAUGGGGACGCCAUUGAUGGCGCAGCAAGGAGAAGAAGUACUGGGUUCCGACGGCGGAGUAUCGGCAUCUGUUGCUGUUCUUGCAUGUGCUGCCAUGGCGGUGCUGUAUGUUGCAAUUCUUUAUGCUCCCACAUUUAUUCUCCGAUUGCCUCCGCCGGUUUCCUAUGAAGCCUUCGUGAUUCGACGCUUCAUUUGCGCCACUAUCUCCUCCCUUCUCUCCCUCAUCGCCACCGCUCUCAUCCUCCCGAUUCGGUGGCGUAUGACAGAUGUAUUCAGUGCUUAUGGCAUGCGAUGGGAUCAUGUUUGGCAAGCAUUUAUCCUUCCGCUUUCACUGACUUCCCUGAUGUAUGCUGGGUCAUUUGUCAAGAAGAUUUUGCAUGUGCUUGAUUCACACAAGGAACAUCAAGUUGAAGGGGGAGCCGUGUUCAUGAGCAAGAUUGCUUCAAUGGGGACCAAUGUCUCAGCUUGGCGUAACUACAUUGUGGCACCAGUCACAGAGGAGUUGGUAUUUAGAGCUUGCAUGCUACCCCUUCUCCUUUGUGCAGGGUUCAAAACUUAUACCGCUAUAUUUCUGUGCCCAAUAUUUUUCAGUUUAGCUCAUCUAAAUCAUAUGUUGGAAUUCUAUAUCCAUAAAGACUACAGCUUGCUCAAUGCUUCCAUGGCUGUGGCUUUUCAACUUGGAUACACGGUAGUCUUUGGGUCAUACGCGUCCUUUUUGUUUGUUCGAACAGGACAUCUUAUUUCUCCGUUAGUUGCUCAUAUGUUUUGCAACUACAUGGGUAUACCAGCUUUUUUUUCACGUCGAAGAGGUACGAUUCUGAAACCAAAAAAUUGAAUGCCAAUUGCCAAACAUUUGUAAAGUAAACAACUGAAAGAGGAUCUUACUUUCAUUUGUGUGGUUUCAUAAGUGCAUUUGAAUAAUUUUUCCAUACAUUAUCACGUCAUUGAGCUCUAUAAUGAUCACUUUUGGUUGCUAACAGGAGUGAUUGUAAGUUUGGUAUUUCUAGCCGGGCUUCUGGGGUUCUGCUGGCUGCUUUUCCCACUCACAAGCCCCGACUUAUAUAAUUAUGGAACACAGAGUUGCAAGUGCUGGCACAGAUUUUGUACAUGGAAUCCUGUUGGUUCUCAAUGAAUUAAAGCUGCAUUUCAUGAUUAUAUAGGUUACACAACGAAUACUCUGGGAUCAAUUUUAUACAUCGUUUUAGUUGAAAUCUUCCCUCGUUUGCAUGUAAAUUUAUACUAGUUUAAAAAAACUGGAAUCGUUAUUGACAUAGUCUAGCAAGUUUGGAUUUGUCUCAUGGCUGUCUACUACACCCGGAAGAUCAAAUUCAACAGCGGUUAGAUACUUAGAUGAAGCAUUUGAGGAAGAUUGUUGUUCUGCUUGAUUAACCUUUUGUGCUGAUUGUUGCUGAUUUACUUUUAUGUAAGAAAACGAACAGCUACUGAUAAAGAAAGAACUGAAGCUCUCAGAUUUGUUUAAAUUGCGGUCAUCUGUUGGUGUUAUUGUGUUUAAAUUGCAGUCAUUUUAGUCCAUUGGACUUUGAACCAUGUUCAAUUAUCAUCUCCAUCCUAGAGCGUUCUCUCGCGGUAACCUUUUUUAACCCACCCUUCUUAUUUUAAUACUAGUUCUUUUAGUGCAGUGUUGUCACUCAACUAUUAAAAUGUGCUUGAGUAGAUAGAGGGCUAUAUUUUUUUGAUGUCGCCCUAGUUUUAUCACGGUGUUACUAGUGCAUGAUUCUAGAUGCCAGGAAGCUUGUAAAUUAUCGGAUGCUUAUUAGUAGAUUAAUAUAAUUCUCUUUUAAACCCA
Molecule: messenger RNA, 2076 nt
Organism: Oldenlandia corymbosa var. corymbosa
Lineage: Eukaryota; Viridiplantae; Streptophyta; Magnoliopsida; Gentianales; Rubiaceae
Source: the annotation of a GenBank genome assembly